Molecule: messenger RNA, 1194 nt
Organism: Echinococcus granulosus
Lineage: Eukaryota; Metazoa; Platyhelminthes; Cestoda; Cyclophyllidea; Taeniidae
Exons: 9
Coding region: 1-1194 (397 amino acids)
Source: RefSeq, a predicted model, not a curated record
AUGGGUUUCGCUGGGUAUAUUCGUCUGUUUGAUUUACUUCAUUGCGUUCAUGUACAGUUUACCCAUGUAGUGGACGAAGUGAAGAGAAUCGAAAAUGCCUCAUCUCGUUUCAGCUUUCUAAAUCUUCUUCGAUGGACAUGUCAAGUCACGAUUUCGCCAUUUUCACUGUUUGAUACUUUGCAACAUGGAGAGAAACAUGGAGUUAUUUUAUGUGCAUGUGGUUCUCGCUUUCAUGGAUUACUGCAGUGUAUUCAACUCUCAGAGAUUAAUUUUGGUCUUAGAAUAGGCAUUCAUUUAGUCUUAAAAGGUGGUUGCUUGUGUUUGGGCAAAUCAGUUCAACAGAUACUAGUGACCUUUGUGCUCGCAAAUUUUCAAUGGUUUUACAUUCUUAGUUCUGGAAACGAUGGAUGCGUCUAUCUACGUGUUGAUAGCGGUGACCUUCUACUAUGGAAUCAUCAUGCUUGGACCUUAAAAAAGGGAGGUAAAUCGGAUGAUGACAACAGCGAUUUAGGUGACGAUGCUAGUGUUGGAAACAUCAUCAGAGCUACUCAGCAGAUCAGAAUUGGUCAAAUUAAUUCGUCUUUUGGUGUUCUUUUAGCUGACAUAAAUCCAAUUAACGAAAUGCAGGUGACUUUGUCUUCAGAGACCCUAGCAUAUGCUAUCAUGUUCUGCUUCCCCCGUGUCUUCAUUACUACAACACAUCUGCAUGACAUAAAACCUCAGAUAUUCCGUCAACUUAUAGAAUUAUAUGCGGCAAUUAGUUUCGCUUGCAUUACUGUCUUUAAAGUGCCUGAAGCAACUGUUGAAGGAAAAGCCUUCAUUGGGAAUUUUGCCACUCUGCAAAGUGGGCAGAAUGAAACUUGUGAAAAAAUAGAUGAGAAAAAUAAAACGCUGCUAAUGGACCUGGAAAACAACACCACUGUGAAUAAGCUAUUCAUCACGAUAAAUCCAACACUGCGUCUUUUUCAACACGCCUUCACUAUUAUUCUUAAAAAACUGCACUCAUUUCACCUCUGUUCUUAUUUGCUCAACGCUGAUGCACGAACUGAUCUUUUAUGCCCAUUAAAUGAAUUAAAUAACGCUUGUUUUCCAACAGCAACAGAGCCACAACCAACUGAGCUAGACUUACAAAAGAAUAGGGGAGAUAAUGAGCACAAAACAUUUGUAAUUGCUUUUACGUUGGCAACGCUAUAA